UUCCACAUUCUCACCACUGCGCAUUGGAAAGAGCGUUAUGGCGACACAUUGCUCUGUUUGAGCAGUCCUGACAGGUGAGUUGAGCAUCCAUCCAUCCAUCGUCAACCGCUUAUCCAGCGCACAGGGUCGCGGGGGGGGGGAGCUGGAGCCAAUCCCAGCUGACAUCGGGCGCAAGGCGGGGUACACCCCGGACAGCUCGCCAGUGUGUGUUGACCAACGAAUGGUUAUUUAUUGGUCGUAAACCUAAUAUUUAUAUAUUGAUUAGUACCUACAUAAACGUAAUAAUGGUUUUGGUCAAUAUCAAAUCAAUUCUAAAUUGGACGUCAUGAUAAUAAGGUUCUUUGACGUCCUACAUUUAUUUAUUAUUUUUUAAAUCAGGUGUGACAUCGUGCUUUGAUCUUUGAAGAUAAAGGCAAAAAGUUAUUACACUGCAUUCAAAAUGUGACAUCACUUGGCACAUUUCUUCGGAUUGAGUAGGUUUUUUUAGUAAUCUAUUCAACAUUUAGUAUACAAGGUGAUAUCUUCACAUAUCUUGUUCUCAAAGCAGGUUUUUUUUUGGCACAAGUUACAACAAAAAAAAGAAAGUUAAGUAGAAUACUGAAUCAGAACUGGUGGAAACAUUUAACUUGUAGAAAUGGGAUCAACAUUAACAAAAGUAAUGUUAAGUCAUAAAGGCAAAAAUAAUGACCUUCUGUUUGAUGAAUCAAGAUCAAGACUGUAUAUUUUAAGGUUUCCCCUGCUGACUGAACCUACUAGUCAAAUUGUCCAGUACAAACAAUUUCAACAGGCCAAGAAGGACGUGGCCGUGAAGAUUAUGCAUAAUUACUUCCCCUGGUCUGGUAAAAGGAGGUUGGCCACGCUUAAAGAACUCAGUAAGCUUGACCCAGACAAGAACAACUUGGUCAGGUUUAAUCGGCAUUUUAAACAUUUACUAAACACUUGUCUGGAAUUUGAACUGCUCGACAUAAAUCUGUACGACUUCAUGAAACUACAGAACUUCAAGCCACUGUGUUUAUCUGAAAUCAGAGUAAUCACACAACAGCUCCUAGUGGCUCUGAAUGCUCUCAAGAGCAUUGGUCUGGCUCAUAAAAACAUCAAGCCACAAAAGGUAAUGCUUGUGAAUCGGUUGCAGUCAUUCAAGGUGAAACUGAUUGGUUUUGGUGCAGCAGGGCCAGUUUCCACAUUGAGGACGGACACCACCAAUCAAUGCAUUGCCUACAGGGCCCCAGAGGACUUGCUGGGCCUCCCAUCGAACGAGGCCAUCGAUAUGUGGGCACUAGGUUGCACUUUGGCCUUCCUGUACCUGGGACAGCACCUUUAUCCCACAGAGUCUGAAUAUGCUGUCAUGAGAGCCAUCGUGCAGAUGCAGGGUCUGCCUGAUGAACACAUGCUGAAAGACGGAAGGACCAGUACAUUUUUCACCUGUGAAAAGAAUUUAUGGAGGCUGAAUGAUAAAUAUGAAUAUUACCUCAGAACAGGCCACUGGGUCUUUCCCUCUGAGGGGAUUUUCAACAAGUUUACCAGUCUGGAUGACAUGGCGAAGACCCACUCAGAAGUGAAGAAUGGUGCUGAAUAUAAAGACACACAGGCCUUUUUAAGCCUCAUCAAACAGAUGCUGCAAGUGGAUCCUGAAAAAAGAAUCACCCCCAGCGAAGCUUUAGGGCACAAUUUUGUCACAAUGAAACACUUUCACACUAACAAAGACCCUUAUGUGACAUCUGCCUGUUUGGCCAUGGAAGACUGCCGGCAGGAGCAUUCAUUGGUUGAAUGCAAACCCUUAGGAAUAUUCGCUAGAGUAUGGAAUCGUCCUCCUAUUGAAAAAAAUUACAUUCUGCUUGAUAAAUCAAGACUGUAUAUUGUAAGGGCGCCCCUGGUGAAAGGAGUUACUGGACAUGUGGUCCGGUGCAAACUAUUUCAGCAGGCCAAGGACGUGGCCGUGAAGAUCAUUCUUAAUUACUUCCCCUGGUCUGGUAAAAGGAGGUUGGCCACACUUAAAGAACUCAGUAAGCUUGACCCAGACAAGAGCAACUUGGUCAGGUUUAAUCGGCAUUUUAAACAUUUACUAAACUCUUGUCUGGAAUUUGAACUGCUCGACAUAAAUCUGUACGACUUCAUGAAACUACAGAACUUCAAGCCACUGUGUUUAUCUGAAAUCAGAGUAAUCACACAACAGCUCCUAGUGGCUCUGAAUGCUCUCAAGAGCAUCGGUCUGGCUCAUAAAAACAUCAAGCCACAAAAGGUAAUGCUUGUGAAUCGGUUGCAGUCAUUCAAGGUGAAACUGAUUGGUUUUGGUGCAGCAGGGCCAGUUUCCACAUUGAGGACGGACACCACCGAUCAAUGCAUUGCCUACAGGGCCCCAGAGGACUUGCUGGGCCUCCCAAUGAACGAGGCCAUCGAUAUGUGGGCACUAGGUUGCACUUUGGCCUUCCUGUACCUGGGACAGCACCUUUAUCCCACAGAGUCUGAAUAUGCGGUCAUGAGAGCCAUCAUGCAGAUGCAGGGUCUGCCUGAUGAACACAUGCUGAAAGACGGAAGAAGGACCCUCGUAUUUUUUACCAGUGAAAAUUAUUUAUGGAGGCUGAAUCAUCCACUUGAAUACAACCUCAAAACAUUGCGGCUACCCUAUUUGUCUGAUGGGAUUUUCAACAAGUUUACCAGUCUGGAUGACAUGGCGAAGACCCACUCAGAAGUGAAGAAUGGUGCUGAAUAUAAAGACACACAGGCCUUUUUAAGCCUCAUCAAACAAAUGCUGCAAGUGGAUCCUGAAAAAAGAAUCACCCCCAGCGAAGCUUUAGGGCACAAUUUUGUCACAAUGAAACACUUUCACACUAACAAAGACCCUUAUGUGACAUCUGCCUAUUUGGCCAUGGAAGACUGCCGGCAGGAGCAUUCAUUGGUUGAAUGCAAACCCUUUGAAACAUCAGGAAAAGUGAUAGGUUGGAAUGGUUCGUCCAUUACUAAAUCGGAUGAUAUGAAUGAACCACCAGCCACAGCUGACAUUGUCACUGCUGAAAAUGAAAACAAUGGACUACCAGACAAAGUAGCCAGUGCUGGCUUUAAUGACCCCAACUCUGCUGGGACAGAUGAGAAACCACAUGACACAGAUAAGGCAGCUUCACCUGCUUCUGUUAGUCAUAAUUCACUUCAGGGCAACACUAACAAUAAUAAAGGAAACACACACUUUGUUGAAGUCAAAUGCCAGAAGAAGUGGCUGAAGAAGAUCAAGCGAUUCUUCUACAGGAUGAUUAAGCCAUAAGUUGCUACACAGCACAUUUGAUUGAAGACAUGUCAUUGGAGUUCUCCCUCUUUUAAUGGGAAGCAUGGCGGCCCAGUGGACAGCACCGCGGCCUCACAGCAGAAGGUUCUGGGUUUAGACCUCACUCAGCCCAGGCCUUUCUGUACAGAAUUCGCAAAUUCCUCGACCCCUUCAUCCCUCACCCCUCGACCCCUUUUCAUCCCUCUCCCCAAGACCCCUUUUUAACCCUCCCCUCUCGACCCCUCCUUCCAUAACUAUUCAUCUAAAUAAACCACUAUAAAAUCUAA
Micropterus dolomieu (smallmouth bass) is the source of this 3543-nucleotide messenger RNA. RefSeq lists its product as uncharacterized. NCBI's taxonomy places the organism in Eukaryota, Metazoa, Chordata, Actinopteri, Centrarchiformes, Centrarchidae. The record is from RefSeq and is a predicted model, not a curated record. The coding region runs from base 635 to 3256 and encodes 873 amino acids. Gene Ontology annotation, cellular component: cytoplasm; PML body; nucleus. Gene Ontology annotation, biological process: smoothened signaling pathway; peptidyl-serine phosphorylation; intrinsic apoptotic signaling pathway in response to DNA damage by p53 class mediator. Gene Ontology annotation, molecular function: ATP binding; SMAD binding; transcription corepressor activity. The transcript has 2 exons.